UGGUCCAACAUGGCAGACCAGACAGAAAGGUCGAAGGAAGAACAUAACACCAGUGCUGCCAAGACUCAAGAACUUUUGAAACGGUUCUCCAGUACUGUUUUUGCAUUUGACACAUCUCCAGACACGAGAUACGUACGAUGCGACUUUCCACAGUGCAAGCAGCAUUCAGAAGCCUUGCAAGGGAAGCCUUGCUGGCUCCUCAAUACCAUAAAGAAUGUAAAAGUUCUAGAAAGACAUGUUGGCAAAGAAGUUCAUCAUUAUAUGAAAGAAAAGGAUUCUGGAACUGAUGAUGAAUUCAGCAACUCUCAUCUUGUUGAUAGCAAUGAUUUUAUCGAGAGGCAAUGGUUACCUGAAGGCGUCAGAAAGGUGCUUGCAGUGUUUAAUUUAAAAGACCCGCAGUCCCAGUUUGGUGAUUGGAUUUCCUUGUUUCUGAAAGCUGCUCUUCUGGCUGAAGGGACACACAACAACAAUUGUGUGGUCAUAACUCAGAACUUUGUGAGUCGUCAAGAACUAAUGGAAUCCAUUACAAAGCUGUCAUUCUUGAAAAGUCACUGGCCAACAGUUGAAGUUGUUGCAGUAUUGAGCUGCCACUCAAGUUGUCAAGGUCAAGUUUUUUCAUGCACUCCAUUUGCCAUUGGAAAAGAAAGUGGAUUCGAAGAAUUUUGUUCUCUUCACGACUUUGUAAUGGCCUGCCAGACAAUGCUGGAAGAUGCUCUGAUGGCUACACACAUCUCAUCUUGUUUCACAUUGAAAUUAGAUUGUUCUCAUGCAGAUUGGCCUGUGGAUGCUGAUUGGCUGAAGACCAAACUUCGUUCCAUUCUUUGCGGCAGUACAAAAGAAGUUUACGAGACUGGUUCCCAAGUUGCUGAUCUUCAUUUGAUGCUCUCGACCAUGGUUUGCAGGAAAACGACAGGCACAUGUGGUACACGACUGAAGGAUACCGUGAACAGAGCAUGCACCGAGGGAUUUCCAGAUCUAGCACGGGAGAUGGGAUUAGGGUUCUUAGGCUGUGAUAAUGUCGAGGAAAGGCUUUCAACAGAAGGCAAAGAAGAUCAGGUCACUCCUCCUGGUUUGGUCAUGUCAUCCAUGAGAGUCGUUUUUCUUGUCGAGGAUGACUUUCCUUCUGCAUCAAACCGAGAAGCUUACAAUUCCUGGCAGUUUGGAUCACAUAUUGCCUUGGCUGAUGCUAUUGUUGCAAAUCUUCGAAUGCGCAAAGCUUCGGACGUGAAAUUCGAACAUAUGGUUUUCCAAUUGAAAGGAGAUGAAGUCCACCUCUUGCAAGAGUCACUGAAGAAUUACUUUAAUCAUUUGCCCGAAGAUGCUCUCAAGGUAUUCUUCGUGGCAAUAGGGCCCAUGUUUUCCCGGCCAAACUUGGACCUUAUCAGGCUGAUAAAGGACUGGAGCGAUCUCAGAACACGUGAUGUUUGUUAUGGGAUUCACUUUCAACAUGUUACAGCUAUGCAGGCCUUUGUAAUGAAGAAUAAGCUCAAAGAGGUUCUGGGCAAUAGCGAAAAAAUGUCUGGUAGCGGACAUCUUGCGGUGACAGGGCUUGUCGAAGAUGACAACAGAGACUGCUCUUCCUCAUUCCCAGUACUUCUCUACAUGAUUCAUCUUGCCAUUGGGGAGAACGGGAACCGAUUAGCUGGGAAAGGAAUUCCCUCAGCCGUGUACAGCAAAAGGCCAGUUGGACAUGGUUUGUCAUCUUGGACGUUGGAAGAAGUGUACAUGGAAACUUGCCACGUGUUGUCAGGCUUGAGCAGAAAGUGUGGAAUGCAUUUGCUAUCAGCGGCGCCAACGCCUGUAGAGUCGAAUUCUACGAUUGAAAAAUCUGGGAAAGCUUACCACGUGACUUCCAGUGAAGGAAACGAGGUGGAAUCUGUUCACGAGAAAGGAGCUUCCACUUAUAUGUCCAAAAAUGAAAGCCAACCCCCAGCGCGCAAUCUAGAGUCAGAUUCUUCCUCUUGCCUAACAUUACCUUCAGUGGUAUGCACGUCUAUGAUAGACGAAAGCGCUUGUGAAUCGUUUCACGACAAUUUUGGGAAUGAAGUGUCAAGCAAUGUGCUUACUACAGAAGUGAAGGAGCAAGGCAGUACGACAGGGCAGUGUGAGACACCUACAACUUCCAGUGUAGGGGGAAAUGAAGAUAAAGUUGUACUCAGCUCUGGUUGUAACACUUUAACUUGCAUUGAGGCGUCAGCUGAUGAAGCGUUUCACGAUAAAUCCCCUUCAUGUGACGGUAAAAUUAUAGCAGCUUCAAGCUUGCCAACAGGGAUCAACCACAACGAUAAGCCUUUGGUUGAAAACGUUCCCAUUAUUGAAGGACAUGAUCUUGGUGAUGUCACGAGUCACGACAUUUCAUCAUCAGCUUUAAACUCUUUGUCAUCAACUAAUACGCCUAGAAAAGAUUCAGGAUCGUCAAAGGAAAAAGAUGGCAACUUUAUGACAGAUCAUAAAAAGCAUAGGCUUGUCGAGGAACCAAAUGACGCGACGCUUUUGGAGAAUUCACCUUCAACGUUCAGAUUAUCUGCGACCGUACACAAGAAUGCGUGGUCCAAAGAGGAGGAAGCAGACAAUGCUUUGUGUCACAAUGGAAUAGAAUCCAUGAUUUGCAAGGAUGCAUGUAUAGCUAUUAGCCCUACAUCAGGCACGAGCCAAGAUGGGGAGGGCAAGAGUAUAACAGAGGAGAAAGGGGAAGUGGAGCUUAUUGACAAUGAGAAUGUCUUGCGUACGAAUUCAGAAGGUGUGAUGGGUUGCGACAAACUGAGUUCAGCCGUUAUCUCGGUUGGGGUUGGUGUAAAUUUAGAAGAGGUGUCCAAGGAUGCAGAAGGUACAAUGUACAGAGCUGAGGAUGGGCCUCGUCUUGAGAAUCUGAUGUCAAUCACCAGUUCUGAUGCUACAAGCGUGAGCAUGUCGAUGGCUGAAGGAAGCUCCAUGGAAUCUGUGGUCGAUGAAAAUGCCACCACGAUCCCUUCCCCAUGCUCUGGAAAAUGUGGGGCAGAUGAUCAUACAAUUCAGGAGAAGAGAAAGAAGAAGAAGAAGAAUAAAAACAAGAAAAACAAGAAAAAUAACAGGAGUAAGUCAUCGGUAACCGUCAGUGAUACAAGUUCCCGCACUCUGCCAAAUGGAGUGCAAAUGAAGAUCUCAUACCGAUCAUGGCUUCAGAAUUUUACGGAUUAUUGUAAAGGAAGUCAUGAUGUGGAACACACAGAGGUCAAAACUGACGGAUGUAACUUGAAAUACUCUUUAAAUAUGGAAGAUGUUUGUGAUUAUGCCACCAAUGCUGGUGAAAACGCAGGGGGAGAAGGCAGUUGUGGAAGGAAAAGGUCUCUAUCAACUGAGGAAGUUUGUGACGUAGCUCAAAGUUCGACGAAGAGAACAAAAAGUGAAUCUGAUUCUGAUUGCAAGGGAACGAGUGAAGAUGAAAGAUCCAUUGGCACUAAAUGGGAUAAAAGCGACGAUUUGCCGUUGAUGGCAAAUGUUGAUGAAGUUCUUGUGUAUCAUUACAUUCUUGACUUGUCUGUGGAAUUUAACGAAAAAAGUAUGAAAGGAAACAUAGUGUUAUUUCUUGAACCUCGCAACGAAGAGGUCACUAAAAAGCAAUUUCAAAUGACGUUAGACAGUACCUUAGUGAACAUUGAAUCUGUGAGCGAAGUUGUUCUUCCAGAUGAUUUCCAAGUAACAUUUUGCCGACAUAAACAAAGCGGCCUCUUGUCACACGAAACAACUUCAUCCGAGGUACCACUCGGCUUCUUAGGGAACAUUCUCGGCGAUAAAUCCCACACGCCCUUGCCGUUUAAGGGCCUGUCGUAUUCAGUGUAUGGUUGGUGUGUACAGAUUUCGAAACCUGAAGCAACUGGCAAGGCGUGGCCCAGAUGUGUCUGGAUUAAAUACCACACUAGUCCAGAAGGAUCGUCAUUGACUUGGGCGACUGACCAAGAUGGCAAGCCUUCUGUCUACUCACCCGGUGCGUACAUCAAUAAUCGUUCUCUGAUGCCAUGUCAGGAGCCUCCGAUUGCCAUGUCAACAUGGCAGGCAUCGAUCCACGUGCCGGAGGACUGUGUUGUGUUAAUGAGUGGGAACCAGUUUGUUGGGAAAACCACCCGGAAUGAUACUCAAGUGACCUACCACUAUGAGAUGGAUUGUCCACUGCCUUGCUCAACUCUGGCCUUGGCUGUGGGGUGGUGGGAGUGCCGGCUAUCUAGAACCGCCGACACUAAAAACGGUGAUAAUCCCAAUGUGCCGGUCACGUGUCGUUUGUUUGCUCCGCCCAGUUUGAUUGACAGGGCGGCAGAGGAGUUGCUAGAAUACGCGCCUAAAUUUCUAGAAGCUUCCUGCGAGUUGUUAGGUCCUUAUCCAUUCAGACGGUUGGACAUGUUGGUUUUGCCAAAGUGUUUCGCUUGCAUGGGACUCAAAAGUCCCAAUCUGGUGUUUCUGUCCCAGUCCCUUCUUUCUGGUGAUGCGAGCAUGCGCGUGCGACUGGCACAUGAGAUCUCGCACGCCUGGUUCGGGCUCCUGGUUGGCGCCAAGGACUGGAGCGAAGAAUGGCUUUCAGAGGGGUUCGCCACGUUCAUAGAAGAGAAGAUUCAAUCAAAGGCUGAGAGGUGGUCUAGGGAUAAAGACAGAUUUUUUCGAGAAAUGAGGCAAAUUCUCCGGCACAGAUGUUUAUUGUCUGAAAUCAAGGAGUGUGAUGACAGUCUCAAGUGUUUGAGGCCCAAAGUCGCCAAACCGAAAUCUGCUAUUUCAGCAGCCGAAGCAGUUAAGAGGAGCUCGCGUCAGUCUGAUUCUGUGUCUAUCAAACCUCACACUGUGGUCCAGUUCGGUCAAAUCUGCUCCAGAAAAUGGACACAAGUUCAUUACCUCAAGGGAUACUUUUUACUUCAUUGCAUGGCGACUAUGGUUGGACUUGAGGAAUUCGAUCAGUUUUUGUUUGAAUAUGUCCAACAUUUCAGAGAGCAACUUGUUACUUCAGAGGACUUUUUUGGCUUCUUUGUUGAAAGUUUUCCCGAUGUACCAAGAGAAAUGAAGGAUAAUUUUAUGAGCGAAUGGCUGGAAAGACCGGGAUUACCCAAGUCUUUUCCGAAGAGGUUUGACAGCCCGGACAAUGAACUUGUUUCACAAGUGGAAAACGAGUUUCAGGUCUGGAAGAAACAAGACAUGAUUAACAAACGGAACAAGACGCUCAAAUUGCGAAAGAGAAAGCAACCUCCCAGCUCCAAUUUGGAAGUCGCUGAACAAGUUGUUUUGUUGCUGGAAAAACUUUUGGAGCGAGAGGCGAUAUCCCAUAACACACUGCGUCAGUUGGACAAGUGUUACAACUUAUCAAACGGAAAUGCCGAGAUUCGACAUCGCUGGUGUGAACUCGUGGUAAAACAUAAUUUCACUCCAGGGUUACCAGAUGUAAGGAGAUUUUUGAUAGAGGAUCAGGGAAUGGGUAUCUACCUUUUUGGUGAAUUGAUCAUUUCUCAGCAACCCAGACAACGCGCCUUGGUGGAUGACGUUCUGGCAGAAAUCGGCCCCGAGAUGGACAGGUGUACUUAUCGAACAGUAAAGGACAUGUUGGAGGGAAACGACUAACGGCCUGGGAACCACUUGUGUGAGCUUGGCGUGACAAUUUUACUGAGGUCCAAUUGAGAAUAUCGCGCUACACCCAUAUUUAUCGUACGUUGUAUUGUGUGACGGCACGAAUCAAGGUUUCAAUCGAAAUUUAUCAGGGAAAUAAGAAUGUCAUGUCACUUAUCUGGUCGUACCUCACUGGGAAAACGAUUGAACAUGACGUUAAGCUUAUCCGUGUUAAAUUCAGCAAAUAAUUUUUCUACGAUUUCUGGAUGUGAUCAUCCGAAGUGAUCUCCUGUUGCUAUAAAUUAAGUGUAUUUAUAACGAGAAUGACGAGAAUAAAGACUCAAGAAGAGAUGAUCAUCUCCUUGUAAGUCAUUGAUGUGUGUAUUAAUUCAUGGUAGCGUUCAACAUGCAUGUACUUUUUUGAUACUUCAGAACUUUGCAAACUGUUUCUCGUAUAAGUUAAAACCCUAUCAACUUUUUUUGAAAAGUCUAGUUCUUGUAAAUUUCCUCUGCAGGAACUCUGAAUAUGCUUCAAUAACAUGAAUAUCAUCAAAGAUGUUGCAACAUCUACUCCAGUUCUAAAAAAUAUGACUCCAAUCAAACUCAGUGUACUCAAAAUGCAAAUGAUUGUUUUAGUUAAAUAGACCGACCAACACAUUGCAUUUCAAU
Pocillopora verrucosa is the source of this 6228-nucleotide messenger RNA. RefSeq lists its product as uncharacterized. Gene Ontology annotation, cellular component: nucleolus. Gene Ontology annotation, molecular function: metalloaminopeptidase activity; zinc ion binding. Gene Ontology annotation, biological process: proteolysis. The record is from RefSeq and is a predicted model, not a curated record. NCBI's taxonomy places the organism in Eukaryota, Metazoa, Cnidaria, Anthozoa, Scleractinia, Pocilloporidae.